Messenger RNA from Lentinula edodes (shiitake mushroom), 868 nucleotides. RefSeq names its product ribosomal protein L24e-domain-containing protein. The record is from RefSeq and is a predicted model, not a curated record. Lineage: Eukaryota; Fungi; Basidiomycota; Agaricomycetes; Agaricales; Omphalotaceae. Gene Ontology annotation, molecular function: structural constituent of ribosome; mRNA binding. Bases 273 to 725 code for a protein of 150 amino acids. Gene Ontology annotation, biological process: cytoplasmic translation. The transcript is spliced from 4 exons. Gene Ontology annotation, cellular component: cytosolic large ribosomal subunit.
AACGAAUUGUAAUUUUGAAAAUAACCGACCGCCUUCCAACUCCUUCAAACCUCAAGACACAAGGUAAUUGUCUUGAAUUCAUGCCACAAUACCCCUUCAAACACAUUCUAUGAUCCCUUGGCCUCAUAUUGGUGUCAAAUUCGUGAUUCAAAAGCGAGAUUUACUGCUGGAUUGAAGUUGGAAUGAACGGAUGACUCUUGGGCGGGGGCUGGGAAGCUUUUCCUGUAUGAAAGUUGCACUGACUGCUUCUCCGUCUUGUAUUUCCAUUAUAGAUGAAGGUCGAGAUCGACUCCUUUUCUGGUUUCCGUAUCUACCCCUCAAAGGGUAAACUUUUCGUUCGUGGGGACAGUAAAGUCUUCCGUUUCGCCAGCUCAAAAAAUGCAUCUCUCUUCUUGCAGAGGAAGAAUCCACGUAAGAUCGCCUGGACUCAGGUGUACAGGCGCAUGCACAAGAAGGGUAUCACGGAGGAAGUUGCUAAGAAGCGUUCACGCCGGACUGUAAAGCACCAGCGAGGCAUUGUCGGUGCCGACCUUGCUACCAUUGCUGCCAGACGUAACCAGACUGCUGCUGUCCGUUCUCAGGCAAGACUAGCUGCCAUCACUAAAGCCAAAACUGAGAAAAAGGAGAAGGAGAACAAGAAAGCCAAACCUGCUUCGCGCCCAAGUGGUGCAUCUGGACCAAAGGUAUCCAAACAACAGAUGAAGGGUGGAAAGGGUGGACGAUAAAGGAUUUGGUCCUCGUUGAUUAUUCACCUUUGUAUGCUCUGACACUUAUGAUGUCCUCUCGUUUUCCGUUACACAUGCUCAACAUGCGACUAUCUCCUCUAAACCGGACAACGACGCAAGUGUCUUCUUUCUAUUUAUCAUCG